Synchiropus splendidus (mandarinfish) is the source of this 2317-nucleotide messenger RNA. It is a transcript of the gene nudt6, whose product is annotated as nudix (nucleoside diphosphate linked moiety X)-type motif 6. Lineage: Eukaryota; Metazoa; Chordata; Actinopteri; Syngnathiformes; Callionymidae. The transcript has 5 exons. The coding region runs from base 48 to 983 and encodes 311 amino acids. The record is from RefSeq and is a predicted model, not a curated record. Gene Ontology annotation, molecular function: ADP-ribose diphosphatase activity; NADH pyrophosphatase activity; NAD binding.
CGCCGGGCGGAACCGAGCCUGUGUCAGCCGCCUCAUAACGGUUCAGCAUGGCGGCAGCGAGCGUCGUUUCCAAACUCGUGUCGGCGAUGAGCGGGAGGCUGUGCAAGACGUGUCCCGGGCUCGCGGCGGUUCGGAGCUUCUGCGGCACCGCGGGUCGGCUCCAGCUCCCCGGGGCUGAAGGGGUCGCCGGGCUGACGGGGAAAGUGGACCGGUUCGGGGGAGUGACCGUUAACUUGGCUGAGACCGGCUUCACAGCUGACCUGUGCGAAAGUGCCUUCAGUGGGCUAUUGAAAGACUCUCUGGCCCGGUGGAAGUCAGAAGGUCGCAUCGCUGUGUGGCUUCAUGUUCCUGUCGCCCUGAGUCGCUUCGCUGCUGCCGCCUUCACUCACGGCUUCACCUUCCACCACGCCAGAGACGACCACGCAGUCAUGUGUCUGUGGAUGGGAGACGGCGACAGUCGGCUGCCGAGGUUCGCCACGCACCAGAUCGGUGUGGCAGGUGCAGUUGUGGACGAGUGCAACGGUAAAGUUCUGGUCGUGCAAGACAGGAACAAGACGAAAAAUGCGUGGAAGUUUCCGGGAGGUCUGUCGGAUCCAGGAGAAAAUAUUGGCGACACGGCAGUGCGUGAGGUCUUGGAGGAAACCGGCGUCCGCUCAGAGUUCCGCUCCCUCCUCAGCCUCCGGCAGCAGCACAACCACCCCGGGGCCUUCGGCAUGUCGGACAUGUACAUCAUUUGUCGGCUGCAUCCGCUCAGCUACCACAUCGACUUCUGCACGCAGGAGUGUCUGCGCUGCGAGUGGCUGGACCUGGCCGAGUUGGCCCGGACCCAGCACACCACGCCCAUCACCUCCCGCGUGGCCCGGGUCCUGCUGCACGGGCUGGAGCACGGCUUCCACCACGUGGACCUGGGCAUGGAGGAGCUUCCUGCUGUCUACUCGGGGAUGUUCUACCAGCUGUACCACCGGACGGUCACCUCGCCAUAGCUAGGUCCGCGGCUAACCAAUGGUAUUGCAGUGUGUUUAUGAUGAAGGAACGAGGAAGAACCUCCGUCACAUCGGAGCAAAACAGGUUUCAUAUUCCAGACUAUGGUGAGCCUUUUACAAGACGGACUUUUGUCUUUGGUGUUCAACCUCCAGUGUGAGAUUUUUACUGUUACAUUGCUAGCCAUGCAAACAGCUAGCAUCUGGCCUCUCUUGUUGAGAGAUUAAGUUAUAGAUUCUGUAUAGUGAUGUAUGAUUGAACGAAACAAGCCAAUGAGUCAACAGGAAAAAUCUGAUCACCUGAAUGAUCAGAUGGAUUAAAAUCUGAAGAGUAAAACUUGACCAUUGUCUGGCACUGAGCGAGCCAGUGUUAUUAAACUAUAUUUGAAGUUGAGUUUCUCUCUUGGUCACGAAUACUGGUUAUUGUUUGUCUUCCCCACAGAAGCGCGUCGUUCCAUGUCACCGAGUCAUUCAAGUCAGUGCCAUUCGCAGAUACUCAGCAGGUCUGUUGUCAGAGUCGAGUUUCACCUUCGCCCCUUCAGGUCCAACCUGGAGCCACUCAUGUGAGUCGGAGCCCAAAAUAAACCGACACGCCAACCUGGUCUGUUCACUCCUGAGCAAGGCACCACCGCCGAGUCCCGCCGUCGGUCUGUCAGUACUUGGCAGACAUGGGCAGGAAGAGAAUGGCCUUCUGGCCUGGCCCGGUUUUGCUGCCCGACUUGUACUGGCCGGUCCGCUUCAGUGCCACGUACAUGUUGGGGUACUUCCUGGAGGAGUAGGUGUUGUAGUUGUUGCUCUCCAGCCGCUCCAGGAAGUAGCACUCGUCCGUCGCUCGCCUCUGGAGGAAACAAGGAAGCGAGUCACCCAGGCUGCUUCACAUACACAGGUCACAGCAGGACUGCAUCUGUCCCACGUCUCCAGUCCCUGAGACUAAGGCAGCCAUUUGGACUGAUUAAAGAACCUCUUUCUGCGACUGCAGCCGGGGACACGAGACACCACAGAGAAGAGCCUCUGAGUGUCGGCCUGACUUGUGGACAAGCUGCAGCUCCAAGUCCUAAGAGUUGAACGCCACUAAACCUCAUGAGAGGACGACUUGUCACAUCAGCACUGGAAGACAGCUCGACUCGUGUUUGAGAGGGUCAGGGCGUGUCUGUCGACCUCAGCCAGCACGCUAACAUUAUGACCACCUGCUGAGCCUCUCAGGCUUCUCUUGUUGACCUUAGGGGACCUGAUAUCCCCUGUGAAACGCUUCAGUUUUACUGCAUAUUUUGGUCUUUCUCAGUAACAAAAGCAGGAAUACAUGCAGAAAAAUAAAUGGAAUAAAACUGGAGAUUAAA